GAUGCUCUGCCAGAUCUGUUCAUUGAGAUUCCCAGCUUAUCCCAGAGCCAAGUCCCCCGCCUCCUUCAGCUUGGGGCCGCGGGCAGCGCCAUGGAGAAGAGUAGCGAAACCAACGGCUACCUGGACGGCGCCCAGGCGGGGCCUGCAGCAGGGCCUGGCGCGCUGGGAUCCGCGGCGGGACGCGCGCGGCGCUGCGCGGGCUUCCUACAGCGGCACGCGCUAGUGCUGCUCACCGUGUCGGGAGUGGUGGCGGGCGCCGGACUGGGCGCAGCGCUGCGCGGGCUUGGCCUCACCCGCACGCAAGUCGCCUACCUGUCCUUCCCCGGCGAGAUGCUGCUCCGCAUGCUGCGCAUGAUCAUCCUGCCGCUGGUUGUCUGCAGCCUGGUGUCGGGCGCUGCCUCCCUCGACGCCAGCUCUCUCGGGCGCCUGGGCGGCAUCGCCAUCGCCUACUUCGGCCUCACCACGCUUGGCGCCUCGGCGCUCGCCGUCGCUUUGGCGUUCAUCAUCAAGCCCGGCUCUGGCGCACAGACCCUCCAGUCCAGCGACCUGGGGCUGGAGGAGUCGGGGUCCCCUCCGGUCCCCAAAGAGACAGUGGACUCUUUCCUCGACCUGGCCAGAAACCUGUUUCCCUCAAACCUUGUGGUUGCCGCUUUCCGUACGUAUGCAACUGAUUAUAGAGAGGUGACCCACAAUACCAGCUCUGGAAAUAUAACCCGUGAGAAGAUCCCCAUUGGCACCGAGAUCGAAGGGAUGAACAUUUUAGGAUUGGUCCUCUUUGCACUGGUGUUAGGAGUGGCCCUAAAGAAACUUGGCUCUGAAGGAGAAGAGCUCAUCCGUUUCUUUAAUGCCUUCAACGAGGCGACGAUGGUGCUGGUGUCAUGGAUUAUGUGGUAUGUACCUGUGGGCAUCAUGUUCCUGGUUGGAAGCAAGAUUUUGGAAAUGAAGGACAUCAUCGUGCUGGUGACCAGCCUUGGAAAAUAUAUCUUCACAUCUAUAUUGGGCCAUUUUAUUCAUGGAGGAAUUGUUCUGCCACUUAUUUAUUUUGUUUUCACAAGAAAAAACCCAUUCAGGUUCCUCCUGGGCCUCCUCACACCAUUUGCAACAGCGUUUGCCACCUGCUCCAGCUCAGCAACCCUCCCCUCCAUGAUGAAGUGCAUUGAGGAAAACAAUGGUGUAGACAAGAGGAUCAGCAGGUUCAUCCUCCCCAUCGGGGCCACUGUGAACAUGGACGGGGCAGCCAUCUUUCAGUGUGUGGCCGCGGUGUUUAUUGCCCAGCUCAACAACAUCGAGCUGAAGGCAGGACAGAUUUUCACGAUUCUAGUGACAGCCACAGCAUCCAGUGUCGGGGCAGCAGGCGUACCAGCUGGAGGGGUCCUCACCAUCGCCAUUAUCCUGGAGGCCAUCGGCCUGCCCACUCAUGACCUUUCUCUGAUCCUGGCUGUGGACUGGAUUGUGGACCGCACCACCACCGUGGUGAACGUGGAAGGGGACGCGCUGGGUGCCGGCAUUCUCCACCACCUCAACCAGAAGGCGGGGAAGCAAGGCGAGGAGGAGCUGAGCGAAGUGAAGGUGGAGGCCGUCCCCAACUGCAAAUCGGAGGAGGAGACAUCGCCUCUGGUGACGCACCAGAACCCCGCCGGCCCUGCAGCCAGCGCCCCCGAGCUGGAAUCCAAGGAGUCGGUUCUGUGAGGGGGCUGGCCCUGGGCGUGCCCGCCGGCCGUGGCGCCCCGCCGUGUGAGGGCGGCCAGGGGGCGCGGGCCCCCUGCUCACUGACUUUUAGCCCCGUGCAAUGCUUUGGCCCGGUCAAGGGUUCGAGGAUUAUGUCUCCGUGCAGGCAUCGCGCUUCCCAGCGGGAACUGGUUACCGGAGACCAGGGCGCUCUGCCGUAUGGCUUGAUCCGUGUACAGGUGCAACUGUGUGUGCUUUGGAAACCCGUCCUGGAGCUGCAGGCUGGGGGCAGAUCAGGCUCCCCGGGACAGGGUAGUUACGGCUUGGAACAACGCACAGGUGCCCUUCACUGCGCGCAGGCAGCUCUGCCCUCGUGGUCUUUCUGGGCAAACUAGGGGGCUUUACAGCCCUCUGUCAUGCAGCCUCGCAAGCCAGAGUGAUUGGAAAAAUUCCCAAAUUCUUACCUGUGGCUGGAAUUCACUGAGCUGGUACCUGAGGUGUUGAGAGAUUUCUAACUUGAGGUGUGGCUGAUUCUGAUUCACUGGUUGCUGGUGGGCUUGGAGGUGCAGCACAUUGUUCUGUUGGAAAUACUACAGACCCCAUUAGCACUGUGGGGGUCUCUGGUCAGUAACAUUAAGUAAACAGCUUAAAUGCUGAGGUCAGAGAAAGGAGGGGGGAUGCAGCCAGCAAGGGUAAGGGAAGCAUCCUGUCAGGACAGACGGACACACACACACACAGAUACACACAGUCAUCCUCAAUCUCGAUCCAUCCCCAGGGAAGUUUUCUGCUUCCAGGACCUGGCCUCUGACAACACUGUAGCUUAAUCCCCAUCCAGGCCCAAGAGGGGCCUUUUCCUCCAUGAUCUUCACAUCUAGGACCGGCUGGCUCAUUAAUCCAAUCUUAGAAUUCAGCUAGCCCCCUAAAAUGCUGCACUUUGCAAAACAAAAAUGAAAACACAUAAACCCACUUACUAACUGGGGUGGGGUGCCCCAUUCCCGGGUCCCCAGGUCUCCUGGCUUUGGCUAAUUUGUUGUGGGCUGGGUUUCUUUUCCUGCCAGUAGAUCAAAAGUUUAAGACUGGAAACCAAAUGUCCCCAUUCCUGCAGAUAUCUGCCGAUUUGGUCUGAAUCUAGGCGAGGGGACUUUAUCCAGAAGACCAGUGUUGCCAGGGACGGGGAGACUGAAAGGCACAAGAAUGCUCAUUCCCUGUGGCUGUUGGUGGUUCUCUGUGAUGUGACCUGCCGCAAGUCCUGGGCCUCACUUUACUCCAUUUGUAAAAUGGGGCUGAUGUCACCUGCCUCUUACCUACCUCAGAGGGAUCUGGUGAGGCAAACUGAGUGAAUCUGUGAUAACAACCCAUUCAUUUCUUGGAUAGCAAAUGCUAACAACUUACGCUCUUAUGUUUUACCCAAGUGAGACCUUUCUUCAUGGAGUCCUUGUGCUCCUGGUAAAGACAGCUUCUCUGAGCAGAACUUUGUUCUCUGAGUGCGGUCGCAACUCUGCCAUGCAGCUUGUUCUCUUCAUAGAUAUUUCAUAUCUAUGAUACUUCAUAGAUAGUAUCGAGUGCAACCUCUUCCUGAUGUUGUUCAGCUACUCCUGAGUGAACCACGCCAUCCGUAGCACAUUUCUGGGUUCCUGGCUUCCCUGUGACUCCCAGACCUCAGGCACUGGCCGGCCACCUCACAACAGGCCAUUAACAGUUCCCGGACGUCCCACCUCAUGCGGUUUUCUUGUUUUCCCUGUUGCUGUGACAGGGCCUGCUGUGACAGGCCCUGCAGAAGAGGAAGGAGCUGUGGAGAUGUGUUUCUGGUGCUGUUGAGAAUGGGAGGGCAGGGACAGAGGCAGUCAAGCCCCUCCUUUUGGGGUGUGUGCCUGAAUGGAAGGAGUGGGGAAGAGCCCUGGGGCUUAGAGCUGGCCUGGCCAAUGGGAAGGCCCAGCUCCCUCCAAAUCUCUUUAAACCAGCCAAGCGGCUCCCAUCCUCUGUGAGGCCAAGAGGGACCAGGAACUGAGCCGAGAGCUGCCUGGAAACCUUGACACUCUGGCUCAUUGCUGAUCCCCCUUCUGUUUUGAAAGGGGAAACAAUCACAUUGUUUGAUCCCAAAUUGCAAAUGAACAUUCUGCCUUUGCCUCUACUGUCUUUCCUUCUCCCACAUAUCUAUGGCUCUAUUUGCACACAAAUGCAUAUAUGUAUGUGUGUCUCCAUGUUGUUUUAGCUCUCAUCCAAGCAAGAUUUGAAUUUGGAUAGAAGUGACCUAACCAGUGUUGUGGCUUCUGCAAACUGAUUUUCCUAUGUCUAAAAGUAAGUUUCACAAAAUGUUAAAAUUAGAGCUGCCCAUCUCGUGAGCGUGCCUCCUCUGUCCCAAACCUGGCAAGGCAGUAGGCAGAGUGCUGGGCCCAAAAGGGGCGCUUCUAUAUGAAAUCCCAUGCGACAGCUCCCCUUCCUCUGCGAGGAAGAAGGUGCUGUGUGCCUCCUUGUUUUUCAGACCAGAGUGACCUGGCUGGGGAAAAUCCCACUUUCUCACUGUCUGAAGCUAUCUCCCCCACUCUUCUAACAUGUUGUCGUAAAUACUGUUCAUCUCUGUUUUCUGUGUGUGACAUUUGCCUUAAAACAUAGCAGUCCUCAAAAUGAAUACAGUAUUUCUGCUAGGAUCUGCAUGUUCCUUUCUUCCUCUCUUGUGUUCUGCAGUGGUGGUUCCAGGUUAUGGAGCUUUUCUAGGGGAUCACCUGAGGCGGGUCUGAAUGGAUUUUGUUCUAGCAGCUUUUAGCCAGUCUGACCUCCUGAGGCAGGGUAGGCCCGCUCCGGUGGGCCAAGCUGCUGCAGGGCAGUCACUGAGGUCCUGCUGUUUCUGGAUGCUUCCUAUUCAACACUACCAAGGCUCAGUAAAAAGUGGGUAGUUUUGCUAUAUACCUCCAUAAAAUUAAGUCUUCUUAGAACAACUAGGUCAACAGGCCUUAACGGAGCAUCUAUAAACUGAGAUCCAUGCUGGAAGAAUGCCCUAGUCCAUAGAAUUACCGAGAAAGUCCCUGCGUGGGGCACUUGCCCAGGCCUUGACCAUCAUGCACACCACACCCAGCCCUUUCUUUUAUAUAAUUUCAUUUUCAGUGACACCACAUUCCAGCACAAUUAGGGAAUUUAGAAGCCUCUUACGAAAGAUUAUCCGACAAGCUCAUACUGGAAGCCUUAGUUUCCAGGUUCUGGGGCCUCUGAAGAAACAAGUCCCGUUCUGACCUGGACAUUUCCAGCUUCUCAUAUCGUACAGACCCUGGUUUUAAUUUCUGGCCAAGGCUUAAGGGGAUGAGAACAGAGUUUACACAGACCAAGGGCCUGAUGGGGCCUGUUACUAAAUGACCAGAUUCUCACCUUGGAGGACAGCUGUCUUACUUCUUGGUUUUGAAGAGCGUGUGAAGGUUGCGAUGGUACUUAGUGCUUCAGCUUUUUAAUAUAGCUGCAAAUCAAGAGGAGCAAUUCCAUAAGCUGCCUCUUCCCAAGUGAGCAGAAAGUGUGCUGCUCUGUGGGCUCACCUGAGCAUCCUGAGGGGAACUUCCCACAGCAUCUGUGAAGGACAUGAGUGACGCAGCAAGGAGUGUGCACUGUCUGGGCUCUGGCCUAGCUCUGCUGCUUGCUUUCUCUGUGACCCCAGGCACAACAACCCCUCUGAGCCUCAGCCUCCUCACCUCUUCU
Enhydra lutris kenyoni (northern sea otter) is the source of this 5349-nucleotide messenger RNA. Its product is annotated as solute carrier family 1 member 4. Bases 91 to 1689 code for a protein of 532 amino acids. Gene Ontology annotation, biological process: L-glutamate transmembrane transport; L-serine transport. Gene Ontology annotation, molecular function: L-alanine transmembrane transporter activity; L-serine transmembrane transporter activity; L-aspartate transmembrane transporter activity. Gene Ontology annotation, cellular component: plasma membrane. NCBI's taxonomy places the organism in Eukaryota, Metazoa, Chordata, Mammalia, Carnivora, Mustelidae. The record is from RefSeq and is a predicted model, not a curated record. The transcript is spliced from 8 exons.